AUGUUGCUAGGCAAUGAGGUCGAGCAGGAGAAGAAGGAAGAGCAGCAGACGGCAGGGUUGGUUCUGAUUAACAAUCUGAGUCAAGUGUUGGGGCUAUUGCUGAAGAAUAACUAUGCUCAAGGACAAGCUACACUGGCGACGCUGGUCAGAAGGCUGCGAAAUAUGGCACAAGCACACAAUCUCUGUGUCAUACUGUUGAGCUGGAGUGUCUCAUAUGGAAAUGAUCAGGAGCGUGUCUCUAUCUUUGAAGCCAUCAAAGCCAGACCAGGACUAGGCAAAUCACUGGGUUACUUGGUGGAUACACAGAUUCUCGUCGAUGCCAUCCCGAGGACAGCAAAAUCGAAAGGAAACGGAGACCUGGUAAAUGUGCUCGAAGUGAUAUACAGCAGAGGAAGCCACCAAGCAGGGAAAUUUGGCGUGUUCGAUGUCACUGCUGAUGGAGAGAUACAACCUGCAUUCUAA
This is a messenger RNA of Aureobasidium melanogenum CBS 110374, 462 nucleotides long. RefSeq lists its product as uncharacterized. Gene Ontology annotation, molecular function: four-way junction DNA binding; ATP-dependent activity, acting on DNA; single-stranded DNA binding. Lineage: Eukaryota; Fungi; Ascomycota; Dothideomycetes; Dothideales; Saccotheciaceae. Gene Ontology annotation, cellular component: Rad51B-Rad51C-Rad51D-XRCC2 complex; replication fork; centrosome. The record is from RefSeq and is a predicted model, not a curated record. Gene Ontology annotation, biological process: DNA strand invasion; telomere maintenance; double-strand break repair via homologous recombination. The transcript is spliced from 2 exons. Bases 1 to 462 code for a protein of 153 amino acids.